GUUCAUCAAUCGACUCAUCAGUUGUUCUGAAAUUCGCCGACAAGUCAAAAUAGGUACAAAAAUAGUGUGAAAAAUUCGAAAAUUUCUGUGUAAAACACAAAUUCUCGACGCAGAGCAAACAGACAAAUGUCCCAGUAAACGCUCGAGGGUGAAUAGCAGUGGAAAUUCGUGAGAAUUGCAAGAAUAUUGCGUUUGCAUUGCAAGUGGCUGUUGGCGACGUUGACUUUGACGUUAGCGUUUUAGGGUGACGGCGAGAGCGACUGCGAAAAUAGAUCAACAACGACAACGUCGACGUUGACAGCAUUUCUGCUCUGUGCGUAAAACAAACAAAACCAUGGGGAUCAACGUCAGCAGGCAAGCUAAUCUCUCCGAGAAUGAACUAUUGCGUCGUUUUGUUGGACGUGCACAUAUUCCACACGAGGACACCUCGUACUGGAAUGGACUGUUGAACUAUCACAUCACAAUGCCGGAGGAUAGUCAAGACCAGUUAAGUUUGGACUCGCGUCUGGAGACACUUUGCCAGUCGUUCAUCAGCAACAAUCUUAUGACGGGCAACUUUGGUUCACUGAUAUCGGUUUUUCUGGAAAAAGCAGCCGAGUUGCUAUCUCUAUCAGAUAAAGAGAGUAACCUGCACAUAUGGCAUACCUUCAAUGCACUCUUCAUUAUACGUUCGUUAAUUAAGUAUAUCAUUGAAACUGGGUCUGAGUUCCAACUGUUGCAACAUUUCGAAGCGAUACCUAAUGAGGAGUUUUUGCGUGCAGAAGGCGAGACAGCGCUGCCUAUUGCUGUCGAGGCCGUCGAGGAUGGGGCUGCUGGUGUUGCACACGCCAAGACAGUACUGGUGGUGGAUGGCGCAAAGUUUGAGUCAUUCAUCGAUGCGCUUGUAAAUCUGAUUGUAGUGAUUCCAGUCAAGGAAUUCACAUAUCACUUGCAUUUGGAGGCGGUGAAUACCUUCAUUACUCUGCUCUCCGUACACCUAUUCACCGAACAACCCACAGAGAAAUCGAUAAUUUUUAGAACUAUUUUUAAAUGUCAGCAUGCAAAUGUGCUCGUGUCUGCGCUGCUACAUUUUGUUGCGCGCAUGGUUGAAGUACCACACAAUAUGUUCGGCUCUUCGUCAUCCGGUUCGUUCGUUUUUGGCAUAGCCGAGUCAUUGCUUUCCAUUUUCACCUUCCGCAAACAACAGGAUGUUCUAAAAGCAACUGGCGCUACAGGCGCUGAGCUUUCACAACAAUUUCGUGAUCACUACCCACUUGCCAAUCAAAGUCUUCUGCUCAUUCUCAUAUUGACAAAUCACUGCACCACUAAGGAUAACCCAUACCGCGCCAGCCUAUUUGGUUGUGCCGACUCGAAAGACUCACCAAAAGAGAGCGCCAGCUUCCAGAUCGACUUCUCCUCCGUUUAUGAGACAUUGUGUCGCAUUGUGACUAUCGACCAGGCAACACUGUUGCUUUACCUCUUGCUACAUCGAAAUGAACGCUUCUACCGCUUUGUAAUGGCACAAAAUGAUCUGGAGGACUUGGUUAUACCAAUAUUGCAGACCUUGUAUCACGCACCCGAUAGCACUUCGCAUCACAUCUACAUGUCGCUGAUUGUGCUGCUAAUCCUGAGCGAGGAUGACGGAUUCAACAAAAAUGUGCAUAAUAUUAUGCUGAAAAAUAUUCAUUGGUACACAGAGCGCACCAUAUCGGAAAUAUCGCUGGGCGGUCUUCUUAUCCUGGUUGUCAUACGUACUAUACAAUAUAAUAUGUUGAAGAUGCGCGAUAAAUAUUUGCAUACCAACUGUCUGGCGGCGUUGGCGAAUAUGUCGGGACAAUUUCGUGCAUUACAUCCGUAUGUGGCGCAACGAUUGAUAUCGCUUUUCGAGACUUUAGCGCGAAAGCAUACACGCCUCGAUGCGCAACUGAAGGAGCCGGUAAAUAAUGGAGUUUUCGUGAACGUGACCACAACGCCCGAAGAUAUGCUGCAAGAUCUCACAGUGUUGGAGGAGGUGUUACGGAUGGUAUUGGAAAUACUUAACUCUUGUCUCUCCAAUCAGUUGGUUUAUUGUCCGAACCUGGUCUAUACAUUGCUGUAUAAACGAAGUGUUUUCGAAAGCUUCCGUAGUCAUCAUGCGUUUCAAGAUAUAAUACAGAACAUCGAUAUGGUUGUUGGUUUCUUUUCGUCACGUCUACAACGAGUGCAGGACCAACGUGGUGAGCUCAGCGUCAAUGAGGUGUUUGAGGUGAUAUCAAAAGGAGCCAGUCAGUGGUCGAGCGACCGUCUGAGGAAAUUUCCCGACCUGAAAUUCAAAUAUGUUGAAGAGGAUGCGCCUGAAGAAUUUUUCAUUCCUUACGUAUGGACUUUAGUAUGCAAAUACGGCUGCGUACACUUUAGCUCGGAGAGUAUCAAAGGUGUGACCACAGACAUACAAUGCUAAUACAAUAUGGCAGUAGAUGAAAAGUAUGCUUAGCGACAACAACACAUACAAAACACUGACUGUCUGACAGAGUUUUGUAGCAGUGAGAUGCAACUGGUAAUAAUGCUGACGCUGGUGGUUUUGUAAAAAUGGUCAUGCAUCAGCUUAGCGUGGAGUUAGUUUAGCAUAAGUCGACCUAUCCAAUUUUCUUUUGUGCUAGUUUCUUAAGCGUUGAACUACAAACAUUGACGCUACACUUUUUCUUGAAGAAAGAAGAAUGUAGGAAAAACUAUUUCCUCGGGUACAGUAGAAAAUAAAAUAAUUUACUUUUAA
Molecule: messenger RNA, 2731 nt
Organism: Anastrepha obliqua
Lineage: Eukaryota; Metazoa; Arthropoda; Insecta; Diptera; Tephritidae
Product: dymeclin
Exons: 7
Coding region: 335-2419 (694 amino acids)
Biological process (GO): Golgi organization
Cellular component (GO): Golgi apparatus
Source: RefSeq, a predicted model, not a curated record